GGCAGAGAGGCAGCCGCACCCGAGACGCCUGGGGCGCCGGGGGACAGCGCUGGCAGCAGGUAGCCAGGAUGUUUCUGGAGCCCCAGGAAACUAUGCCCCAGACGUCCGUGGUCUUCUCCAGCAUCCUCGGGCCCAGCUGUAGUGGACAGGGGCAGCCCGGCAUGGGGGAGCGAGGCGGUGGGGCCGGCGGCUCUGGGGACCUCAUCUUCCAAGAUGGACGUCUCAUCUCGGGGUCCCUGGAGGCCCUGAUGGAGCACCUGGUCCCCACAGUGGACUAUUACCCUGACACCCCUCGGAGACGCCAGCUCCUGCUCUGGGCGCUCCUCUGCCCUGGGCUAAGAGCUCCCAGAUGUGGCUGCCGGGCGGCUUUCUUCACGUUCAAACCCUUCUGCUUCGAAGGGGUCCUUGAGGGUCUCACGCUGACCAGCUGGGACCCUAGUGUCUGCGUGCUGCACAGCCUGGGGACAGGAAGUGGGCAGUUUGGAGUUGUCAGGACGUACAUCUUCACGUUUCUCCUGAGUUCCCGGGUCUUCAUCCCCCCUCAUGACCUGCUGGCCCGCGUGGGGCAGCUCUGCGUGGAGCAGAGGCAGCAGCUGGAGGCUGGGUCCGAGAAGGCCAAGCUGAAGUCCUUCUCAGCCAAGAUCGUGCAGCUGCUUAAGGAGUGGACGGAGGCCUUCCCCUUUGACUUCCAGGAUGAGAAGGCCAUGGCUGAGUUGAAGGCCAUCACCCAUCGGGUCACCCAGUGUGAUGAGGAAAACGGCACUGUGAAGAAGGCCAUCUCCCAGAUGACGCAGAGCCUGCUGCUGUCCCUGGCUGCCCGGAGCCAGCUUCAGGAGCUGCGGGAGAAGCUCCGCUCACCGGCCAUGGACAAAGGGCCCGUCCUCAAGGCCAAGCCUCCCGCUGCUCAGAAGGACAUCCUGGGCGUGUGCUGUGACCCCCUGGUGCUGGCCCAGCAGCUGACACAUAUCGAGCUGGAGAGAGUCAGCAGCAUCCACCCCGAGGACCUGAUGCAGAUUGUCAGCCACACGGACUCCCGGGACAAGCACAGGUGCCGAGGGGACAUGACCAAGACCUACAGCCUGGAGGCCUAUGACAACUGGUUCAACUGCCUCAGCAUGCUGGUGGCCACCGAGGUGUGCCGGGUGGUGAAGAAGAAGCACCGGACCCGCAUGCUGGAGUUCUUCAUUGACGUGGCCCGAGAGUGCUUCAACAUCGGCAACUUCAACUCCAUGAUGGCCAUCAUCUGUGAGUGUGCGGCCCCCGGGGUCCCCCUCCAGUGCUGCGGGGCCCGCCUCCCCCGGCCCUCACCCUGCCUGUCACUCCCUGCAGCUGGCAUGAACCUCAGUCCUGUGGCGAGGCUGAAGAAAACGUGGUCCAAGGUCAAGACGGCAAAGUUCGACGUCUUAGAGCACCACAUGGACCCGUCCAGCAAUUUCUGCAACUACCGGACAGCCCUGCAGGGGGCCACGCAGAGGUCCCAGACGGCCAACAGCAGCCGGGAGAAGAUUGUCAUCCCCGUGUUCAACCUUUUCGUCAAGGACAUCUACUUCCUGCACAAAAUCCACACCAACCACCUGCCCAACGGACACAUUAACUUCAAGGUUAGCUCAGCCCUGUGCCCGGUCCCUACCCAGGGAGGGUCAUGGCUGCUAAGUGACCUCCGGGUGUGCAGUGGCCCUAGCUCUGGGUGGGUGAACUGGUUACACAGCUCGGCGACACAAGGACCCCGGAGAGUGAGGUCAGGGUGUGUUCUGGUUGGUGGUGCUGUGCUGUGUGUGGGCCCUUCUGGGGUCCGAGCUGGCUCUGUAGGGCUGCUGCCCUGUCUCGCUGGGACCAAGAGGGUGAGCAGCAGGCUGAAAGCAGAGCCUACGUCCUCUUCCCUAACUAAGGUUUUCAAGCUUACAGUGACAAAUCUUCUGACCCUUCAGAAAUUUUGGGAGAUCUCCAGGCAGAUCCAUGAGUUUAUGACAUGGACACAGGUGGAGUGUCCCUUCGAGAAGGAUAAGAAGAUUCAGAGUUACCUGCUGACGGCUCCCAUCUACAGCGAAGAAGCUCUCUUCAUCGCCUCCUUUGAAAGUGAAGGUCCAGAAAACCACAUGGAAAAGGACAGCUGGAAGACCCUCAGGACCACUCUCCUUAACAGAGCCUGAAGGCAUGGAUGCGGCCUGCAGACGCUGGAUGAAGCACACUUAUGUACUGAGUUUUAAUCUUGAUUGAUAUGGGUUGAGAUGAGGAGGCCUCACUGGUUGGGGUCCAUUUUGUACAUAACUUUUAUGAAGAAAAAAAUAAUUAUUUCAUGCAUCAACCUUUGGCACUUAACAAAAGUUCUUUUGUUUACUUUAAAUAACAGGGCAGGGCCCUGCUUUGGGGAGGGGUGGGGAAAGAGUAUCAUGGGAGAUGGUGUCCAUGAUAACAUCUUAUUCUAAUGAAAUGUAGAUUUUUAUUUUCUACUUUUGAUUAUUAACAUCUUACAAAAAAAAUAUUUAAAAAAACCCAACCAAAACCAACGUGAGCCCUGCCUCCUUUCCAGCCAGAUGUCGGGGUUAGUGCCUUAGAGGGUACUGGAGGCCGGUCUCGCCCGCAGCUGGGCCGCUGGAGGCGCCGGGAAAGUGCUGCCCUCAGUGCCCAGGCCUGCGAGGGUCCGGCAGGAAGGGCUCGGGUGGCCGGGGGUGGGGGAGGGGUCUCAUUUGCUUAUUUCUAGAAGUGCACCUUGAACAUGGGCUUUCCAAAGUUUACAUUUUCAUUUUCCUUUAUCAGGGAUUUAUCGGGGUCAGUGGGGAGGGAAGGGGGAUACCUGGCAGCGUAUUUUCUGUUGGAAUAUGUCUGGAAAAUCACUCAACUACAUUUUAGGAAAAGAGAAAAUCUCAAAUAACGUGAGGAGGGGAAUCAUGGAAUUGUCAGUUUUCCAGGCUGUCACUCUGACAUGCUUAGCCGUAAUGAAGUGAAAACACAGCACAGUAAAGGAAGGGGACACUGAAAGCCACCCUGAAGUCCAAGUACAAAGUGAAAAGAAGCAACUUACAAAUCAGUACCCUCCUUCCCUCUGGGCUGGGGGGCACCCCUAGUGGAACUGAAACCCAAAGGUAGCCAGGCCCGUAUCUGCCGGAGCCCAUGCACAUACGCCUGCCCGACAUUUGGAGUUGUUUCCACACCAGGACUCGAGGCGUGCGCUCCAUUUUCUGUCUGACUUCCUGGCCGUGGGACCACGACAGCCCUGCUCCCUCCAAGGCCAGAAGUGGGCAGUCCACGCUGACUGUCUCCCUCUUGGCGGGCUUUCAUUCCACCCAAGCAGACCUCGAACUACUCACCCUCUCUCCCCCCCGCAUGGCUGGCGUCAGAGCCUCCAGCUGGGAGGCCUGGGUGAGGAUGGAUCUGUUUUGCCAAUUCCCAGAACUCCUGGGAGAGCCUGGAGAUGUGACACCGCUGCCUCAGGGGGAGGUGGCUUUGUGAUCUGCUGCUGAUGCUGCCCUCAGCCCCGGGUGGAGCGAGGAUAUUCACACUGUAUUGUCACAGUGUUUUUGCACUUUUCAGAUGUUCUCGAUAGUACAUACUGUAUACUGAUAGUACAUACUGCUUUAUGUAUUUGAGAUAAAGGUUUAAAACUUGAGAGUCUAUAUUUGGAAUACAAUGUUAGAACCUUUUUUGUCCACGUGUUAAGGAGCUUCCACAUCCGUGUGCACUUCACUGGGUUAUCAGCUCUAGUGCCGACCUGCCACAGUGUCUACAUUUGCUAUUUUGUUUUUCCAAUUUGAUACAUACCCUAACUCUGAUGUUUUGGUAUUUCGAGAUGAACUCUGAGUAUCAAGCUGUACCAUAAUGCAGGAUGUCAGCUACUGGUGUGACUGGACGUACUUGCAUCAAUAAAACAACAUGUUGCUCCCCU
Capra hircus (goat) is the source of this 3883-nucleotide messenger RNA. It is a transcript of the gene RASGEF1A, whose product is annotated as RasGEF domain family member 1A. Gene Ontology annotation, molecular function: guanyl-nucleotide exchange factor activity. NCBI's taxonomy places the organism in Eukaryota, Metazoa, Chordata, Mammalia, Artiodactyla, Bovidae. The coding region runs from base 69 to 2150 and encodes 693 amino acids. Gene Ontology annotation, cellular component: plasma membrane. The transcript has 12 exons. Gene Ontology annotation, biological process: Ras protein signal transduction; positive regulation of GTPase activity. The record is from RefSeq and is a predicted model, not a curated record.